AUCAGUCAUUCAUGACAGUCACCUGACUAAAACAAAUUCAUGUUGCAUGCUCGGCUAGUCGGAAGUACUCGGGCAGCUUACAGACACAUUUAAUGUAUUGAAAACAUUGAAAAAAAAUGAUUUGACUCCCAGAGAGAAUGCAUACUAUAAUCACUGGAGACUUUUUGUGGCUAACGCAGCUAGCUAGCUAAAUUAAUGCUCCCCCGUUUGCUGGAUUGUGAGUGGAAAAAACAGGAAUGAAGAUGCCUCAGUCCGCGGCUCUCAUCAGUGGGAUCCAGAAGAUGGUUUUGUAUGAAACCAGAGCCAGGUAUUUUUUGGUGGGGAGCAAUCAGGCACAGACCAAACACAGAGUCCUGAAGAUCGACCGCACAGAACCCAAGGACCUGGUCAUAAUUGACGAUAAGCAUGUUUACAACCAGCAAGAGGUUCGGGAACUGCUUGGCCGUCUGGACCUGGGCAACCGCACCAAAAUUGGCCAGAAGGGUUCGUCGGGUCUGUCCAGGGCUGUUUCAGCCUUUGGGAUGGUGGGGUUUGUUCGCUUUCUGGAGGGGUACUACAUUGUGUUGAUCACCAAGCGCAGAAAGAUGGCUGACAUCGGUGGCCACUCCAUUUACAAAAUUGAAGACACCAGUAUGAUCUAUAUCCCCAAUGACUCAGUUAGGGUUACACACCCCGAUGAAGCAAGAUAUGUGCGGAUCUUUCAGAACGUGGACCUCUCCAGUAACUUCUACUUCAGCUACAGCUACGACCUGAGCCACUCGCUGCAGUACAACCUGACUUUGCUGCAGAGGCCUUAUGAACUGUGGUUGUCAGCAGCCUCCUCUGCUGAGGAAGAGGUACACACACGGAGCAAGCAGGACAGCUUUGACAUCUUUGAAGAUGAGGGGUUGCCUACACAAGUUGUUUAUAGCCUCCAGAACGAGCCGUACUACAAGUACGUGUGGAACGGGAAGCUGCUAGAACGAGUCAAGGACAUAGUGCAUCAUGACUGGCUCAUGUAUAUAAUCCAUGGCUUUUGCGGCCAGUCCAAGCUUCUGAUCUAUGGCCGACCAGUUCACAUCACCCUCAUUGCCAGGCGAUCCAGCAAAUUUGCCGGGACCCGCUUCCUCAAAAGAGGAGCCAACUGUGAGGGAGAUGUGGCUAAUGAGGUGGAGACAGAGCAGAUCGUCCAUGAUGCCUCAGUUAUGUCUUUCACAGCAGGCAGUUAUUCCUCAUACGUCCAGGUGCGAGGUUCUGUCCCACUCUACUGGUCUCAGGACAUUUCCACUAUGAUGCCAAAACCCCCCAUAAGAUUGGACCAAGCUGACCCAUAUGCCCACGUGGCUGCCCUCCAUUUUGACCAGAUGCUGCAGCGGUUUGGCUCUCCUAUUAUCAUCCUCAACCUGGUCAAGAAACGGGAAAAAAGGAAACACGAGAAGAUUCUGAGUGAAGAGCUCAUCCCAGCUGUGAUCAACUUGAAUCAGUUCCUCCCUCCCGACCACUGCAUCGACUACAUCGCCUGGGACAUGGCCCGCUACACCAAGAGUAAGUUGUGUAACGUUCUGGACCGUCUCAGCAUGAUAGCAGAGAACGUGGUCAAGAGAACAGGUUUCUUCAUCAAUCGAUCCAGCUUCUACUGUCACACUCUCAGACCAGACGACAGGUGGGGAGAUGUAGGUGGACACAUCAUCGCCAGUGGACGAGUGCAGACCGGUGUGUUGAGGACCAACUGUGUGGACUGUCUGGACCGGACCAAUACCGCCCAGUUCAUGGUGGGGAAGUGUGCACUGGCCUAUCAGCUUUAUGCACUAGGAAUGAUUGAUAAGCCCAAGCUGCAGUUUGAUACUGACUGUGUGAGGUUGUUUGAGGAGCUUUACGAAGACCAUGGAGACACUCUGUCUCUGCAGUACGGCGGCUCCCAGCUGGUCCACAGGGUCAAGACUUACCGCAAGAUCGCCCCCUGGACUCAGCACUCCAAAGACAUCAUGCAGACGCUGUCACGCUACUAUAGCAAUGCUUUCUCGGAUGCUGACAGACAGGAUGCCAUCAACCUGUUUCUCCAGGUCUACCAGCCAUCAGACUCUCAGCCGCACCUGUGGGAGCUGCCCACUGACUUCUACCUGCAUCAGAAGAGCACUAUGGCCCUACCCCAAGAAAGACGCAGCUACACACUAUGGUGGUCAGAGGGAAUCCUGUCCUAUCUUCCUGUUGCCUAUGAUGAAGUCUCCUGUGAGGAGAACAUGAAGAAAGUCAUAGUGAAGAGAGUCAACCGCUUUGAUGAGAGCAUAGACAUCUACACAGAAUUCUUCAAACCUUAUGAACUCACCUCCUUUGAUGACACUUUCUGCAUCGCUAUGACCAACUCUGCCAGGGAAUUUAUGCCCAAGACAGUUGGAGUGGAUCCAAGUCCAUUCACAGUUCGUAAGCCAGAGGAAACAGGGAAAUCAGUGCUGGGCAAUAAGAGCAGUAAGGAGGAGACACUGCUCCAGAGGAAGACUGCAGCCAGCGCACCUCCUCCCCCGAGUGAGGAGGCCAUCUCCAGCACGUCAGAGGACGACUCAGAGGAGGACCGGGACGACGACGGGUCGGUGUCCCAGCGCUCCACCCCGAUCAAACUGCUAACGGAGUCUGGAGAGAGCAGUCGCACACAGGAGGAGCAACAGCAGCAGCAGACAGUUAAGGAACCCUAUGGACUCAAUCUGGCUAAGUUUCCUGCUGAAAAAGAUGUGCUCAUUUACGAAAGGUUUGCACAUCUGGGCGAGAGCCAGCACAAAGUGGAUAAAACUGAAAACAUAAACCUGGAAAACAUCAUCUGCUUAGAGCCGGUGUCCUGCUUCACUGAGGACAGCAUCUACGCCGUCUCUCCCCCGCGGGUGGACAGAGACAGCCAAGACGUGUUCGAGAGCCAUGUGAUGACGGGCCAGGGCCAGGUGAGGGCGCUGUGCAGGGACGACAUGUUGAUGUACAGGGAGUACGUAAAGAACAGGUACAUGUGAGACACAGCUGACCCAACCUAUAUGCAUGUCUGGGAUGAUCGGCCAUAGUCCAACACAACGUUCCUGCUCGAAGACUCUCAAGGUGUUUUGGCUUCAAUCAACUACCCAGCUGGAAAACAAUUAUCCAUAAUGAAGACAAUGGUGCACAACCAACUUAUAUGUCCUAUAUUUGGACUAAACUAAGUGGUUAGUUUUUUUUUUUUUAAUUAAUCGAAGUAAUUUGUGUGUUUUAAUAUCUUCAAAUCUAAUCCAGUUAUGUUGGUUUUUUUAAUUCAUUCAUGAGUUAACAGACUGCCUUUAUGCUGUUUUUAUUUGUUAUAUGUGUUAUUUGCCAUGAAUUUAACUUGUAAUUGCAACUAUUUUAAGAAAGUUUAUUUAACUAUAUGUACAUUUAAAAAUGUAUUUUGAAUCUAAAAUUGAUUAGACCAUUAAUAAGACGGUAGGCCCGAAGAUUGUAUUGAUCCACCUCAAAUGUGCUCUGAGUUUUUAUUUUAUUUUCAUUCAUUUUCUCAAAUCAGUCCCAACAGGAUUAUAUGUUUGCUUGAAGCAGUCAGAAACAGUGUUGAACAGUCUUACAUAAUGUAAGUCAUACAUGUACUGUAAAUCCACUUCCACGUAAGUUUCUUUUUUGUCAUCAUAUUUUGAAUAGUGCACUGUGCGCUUUUGUUCACCAGCGGACAAAAGACAUCACUGAUACCUUGAUAUUGUGGGUUUUUAUUAAACCUCAUUCUUAGUUCACAAAACUGCACAUUGAAUUGUGUAAAUGCAUUUCUGAAAAUUAUGCAUAGUACUUCAAAAUUAAACUUUUAUUUAUCAA
This is a messenger RNA of Lates calcarifer (barramundi perch), 3792 nucleotides long. RefSeq names its product FIG4 phosphoinositide 5-phosphatase a (gene fig4a). NCBI's taxonomy places the organism in Eukaryota, Metazoa, Chordata, Actinopteri, Centropomidae. The record is from RefSeq and is a predicted model, not a curated record. Gene Ontology annotation, molecular function: phosphatidylinositol-3,5-bisphosphate 5-phosphatase activity. Gene Ontology annotation, cellular component: intracellular membrane-bounded organelle. Gene Ontology annotation, biological process: phosphatidylinositol dephosphorylation.